Messenger RNA from Passer domesticus (house sparrow), 2036 nucleotides. RefSeq names its product nodal growth differentiation factor (gene NODAL). The transcript is spliced from 3 exons. Gene Ontology annotation, cellular component: extracellular region. Bases 72 to 1535 code for a protein of 487 amino acids. Gene Ontology annotation, molecular function: cytokine activity; growth factor activity. The record is from RefSeq and is a predicted model, not a curated record. NCBI's taxonomy places the organism in Eukaryota, Metazoa, Chordata, Aves, Passeriformes, Passeridae.
GGUGGUGGGGACGAGCCCAGGAGGGACGGGGAGAAAGAGAAGAAGUGGAGGAAUGCGGGUAUGAGGCAGCGAUGGAUGGCUGGCUGGCUGGUUGGAUGGAUGGAAUGAUGGAUAAGGCUGGAGGCAGCGGGGGAAGGAUGGGGAAAAGGAAAAUCGGAGAAAGAGCAGGGCGGGGAACGAGGGCAAUGGAAACGGGGAGGGAUGGCCGGGAGGUGGAGGGGUGGGAGGACAGAGAUAGGGACGGAGGGAUGGGAAGAGGGACGGGGAGAAGAGGGGAGGGGGCUGUCGGGGAGGGGGGUGCCGGGGCGGCGCUCGGGGCCGCUGUACAAAUAGGGCGGCUGCGGGUGGCCCGGGCAGACAUGCGGGUCCCGCUGCGCUCCGUGCCCGCGCUGGCGCUCUGCGCCCUCGCCCUGCUCCGCCUGGGCUGCGCUCCGAGCCGGGCGCUCACCUGGGCACCCACGGGAGCGUCCCCCCGGGCGCUCACCUGGGCACCCACCGGAGCGUCCCCCGGGGCGCUCACCUGGGCACCGGCCCGCGCCCCGCCGCGCUGUCCCCCGCUGAUGCUGCAGCUGCUCCGCGCCCCUCCCGCCCCGCUCCGCGCCGCCGCCGCCGCCGCUCUCAGCCUCUCCCCGCACGGCUCCCUGCAGAACGGCUCCCGCUGGGCGCUCUCCUUCGACAUGUCCUCGCUGUCCAGCAGCCAGGAGGUGAGCCUGGCUCAGCUCCGCGUCCGCCUGCCCGGCCUCUCCCGCUCCCGCAACGUCUCCCUGGACAUCUACCACAGCCAGCGCCGCAGGUGCCGGCCGCACGGGGCCUGCGCCCACCAGCUCUUCCUGGGCACCGUGGCUGGCAUUCCCUCUGCCGCCCAGGCUUCUUGGAAAGUGUUUGAGGUCACCAACCUGCUGCGGGCCUGGCUGCACCAAGCGGCGCUGGGCGCGCACCCCGCGGGCACGGGGCAGUGGGAGCCGAGCGCUGCCCCCGCCACGCCGAGACACAGCGCCCACGGGGAGCCAGCCCUGCCCCAGGACGUGGCCGACAGCGUCCUGCUGCUCGUCUUCUCCAAGGACAAGUCUCCCGGGGAGCACAGCCUGAUCAGGACGGCGGAGACCUCCAAGUACAUCAUGCGCGACAGCGGCGCGCAGGGCGCGGGGGCGCGGCGGCAGCGCAGGAACAGGAGGGACCGGCAGAGGAUCAAAGCCGCGGCCGCCCCGCGGGAGCAGGGCCGCUCCCUGUGCCGCAGGGUGGACAUGGUGGUGGAUUUCGAGCAGACGGGCUGGGGCGGCUGGAUCGUCUACCCCAAGAAGUACAACGCGUACCGCUGCGAGGGGCUGUGCCCCUCGCCCGUGGAUGAGACCUUCAAGCCCACCAACCACGCCUACAUCCAGAGUUUGCUGCAGCUCUACAAGCCCAACCAGGUGCCGUGCCCCGCCUGCUCGCCGGUCAAGAUGAGCCCCCUCUCCAUGCUCUACUACGAGAGGGGCGAGGUCGUGGUCCGCCACCACGAGGACAUGAUCGUCGAGGAGUGUGGCUGCAACUGAGGCCGAGCUCUGCCCCGCCAGGAAGGCGCAAAUCUGUGCCCAGAAGGACCCAGCAGCACAGGGCAGGGUGUCUCUGAAGCCCUGCGGGCUGGCACAGCCCUGGCUGGACCUGGGGAGGAGCGGGUGCCCGGCAGCAAUGCUGCACUGCACGGCCACAGAGCCUGGCUGGAUCCAGGCUGCAGGUGGGAAAGGCCACCAGGCACCUCCCUGUGGCACCAGGGGCAGCUCUGGGGUGGUGGUGCCCCGUGCUGUGCUCCCCAAGGAGCUGGAGGGUGCUGUGUGUGGGACGGAGGCAGGGCUGGGGCAGGGCAGCUGCUCCCUGCCACCACACGGCUCAGGCAACGGGAAUUCCCAGCCGUGGGAAUCAUCAAGGAGCCACGGGUUCUCAGGGCCCUGGCCAUGCUGAGCAUACACACCACGGGGAUUUUCAAUCUCUUCUGGAGUUCAGGCGUUUCUCCUAAGAAUUCUGUUAUAUUUCUAUUAAAACUGUCAGAUUUCUAU